AUGCAGGCGAGAGAAUGCGCGACGCGCCGAAGUGGGUUUGGGUUAUCCACGGGCGCGCGCGGGCGACGCGCGGUGACGCGAGCGGUGCGCGCGCCCGAGCUGAACACGACGCGAUCGAAUGAAAUCUUCACGGCGGCGCAAGAUAUCCUCCCGGGGGGGGUGAACUCGCCGGUGCGGGCGUUUAAGAGCGUCGGGGGGGGGCCGAUCGUGUUCGAGCGCGUCAAGGAUGCGUACGCGUUCGACGUCGACGGGAACAAGUACGUGGAUUACGUUGGAUCUUGGGGUCCGGCGAUCUGUGGACACGCGAAUGAACGCGUGAACGCUAAACUCAAGGCGCAGAUCGAUAAGGGGACGUCCUUUGGGGCGCCGUGCGAGUUGGAAAACAUCUUGGGGCAAAUGGUGAUCGAUCGCGUGCCGAGCGUGGAGAUGGUGCGAUUCUGUAACUCGGGCACCGAGGCGUGCCUGUCGGCGCUUCGCGUGAUGCGCGCGUACACGGGUCGGGAUAAGAUCAUCAAGUUUGAGGGAUGCUACCACGGACACGCCGACCCCUUCUUGGUCAAGGCGGGUUCGGGCGUCAUCACGCUCGGGUUGCCGGAUUCUCCGGGUGUCCCGGCCGCCGCGACGGCGACCACGCUGUGCGCGACGUACAACAACCUCGAAGAGGUCAAGGCGCUGUUCGAGGCGAACAAGGGUGAGAUUGCCGGCGUGAUUCUUGAACCCGUGGUCGGUAACUCGGGCUUCAUCGUUCCGGAUAAGGAAUUCUUGCAAGGCUUGAGAGACGUGUGCACCGCGGAAGGCGCCGUGUUGUGCUUCGACGAGGUCAUGACUGGUUUCCGCAUCGCCAAGGGGUGCGCCCAAGAGCACUGGGGCGUCACGCCAGAUUUGACCACCAUGGGUAAGGUCAUCGGCGGCGGCAUGCCCGUCGGCGCGUACGGGGGCAAGCGAGAGAUCAUGGACGUCGUCGCCCCGGCCGGUCCGAUGUACCAAGCGGGCACGUUGUCCGGUAACCCGCUCGCCAUGGUGGCCGGGAUCGAAACUCUGAGCAUCUUGGGUGAGCCGGGUCAGUACGAAAAGUUGGACAAGAUUACCAAGCGCUUGAUCGAGGGCAUCUUGAAGGCGGGUAGGGACAACGGCCACGCGGUGUGCGGCGGUCACAUCAGCGGCAUGUUUGGUUUCUUCUUCACCGAAGGUCCGGUUAAGAACUUCACGGACGCGGCGAAGAGUGACACGGCCAAGUUCGGCCGCUGGCACCGCGCCAUGCUCGAGGAGGGCGUGUACCUCGCGCCGAGCCAAUUCGAAGCCGGCUUUACGUCCUUGGCGCACACCGAGGAAGACAUCGACGCCACGAUCGCCGCCGCCCAGCGCGCCAUGGCUCGCAUUUAA
This is a messenger RNA of Ostreococcus tauri, 1383 nucleotides long. Its product is annotated as Tetrapyrrole biosynthesis,glutamate-1-semialdehyde aminotransferase. Bases 1 to 1383 code for a protein of 460 amino acids. Gene Ontology annotation, biological process: tetrapyrrole biosynthetic process. The record is from RefSeq and is a predicted model, not a curated record. The transcript has a single exon. Lineage: Eukaryota; Viridiplantae; Chlorophyta; Mamiellophyceae; Mamiellales; Bathycoccaceae. Gene Ontology annotation, molecular function: glutamate-1-semialdehyde 2,1-aminomutase activity; pyridoxal phosphate binding; transaminase activity.